CAAGGCUCCACAGCCUCUAGACUCUAGACUGUAUUCAUGAAAAAGGACAACCCUUUCAAGACAUCAGGUAGCUUUAGGUUUAGCCAUGGUGCUUAUUGAAGAAGUGGUUGAGCCUCCGGUGCAGCCCAAGGUGGUCGAGCCCAUUGUGGAGGAGAAACCCACGCUGAGCAAGGGCUUCCUUGAGAAAGCCAAAGAGAAGCCGUUGUAUGGACCUGAAGGGUCUUCCGAGGGCAAAGUGGAUCCCAACACUCACAAGGCCCAUGCGGAACACAAGAUGAACGAGGAUCUCAAUGCUGGCAUGAACCGCGGUGCAAAAGAGAACAACGGUUUAGAAAGACCGCCAUGGUACACAAAGGAGUGGCCAAAGGACUGCCAGUACAAUUCUCCGGGCUGUACUUUGGAGGAGAUGGAGACUUCCAACCACAAGUCGGACAUCCACAAAGAUAUGGUGAGGAAUUGCAAUCGUUGGCAUGAGGCUCUAGCGCCAGGAGUGACAUCGAUGCGCUUCAGCUUCUUACAAGCAACUGAUGAAGAUUUGGAGGAGGUUAUCGAAAAGCUGAAGAACAAUGAGGAUGUCACAGAGUUGGAUCUUUCGCACAAUUCGAUCAAAGACACCGGCGUGCAGGCCUUAGUGGCCGCUCUGGCCAGCGGAGCCGCCCCAAAGCUCCGCGAGCUCAAACUGUACAGUAACGAGUUCGGGCAGCUUGGAGAGACGAUGCUCACGCAGGGUCUUCCGGUCUUUCGGAAGGACCUCAAGGUUCAGUGGCAAGAACCCAGCUGGGCGAAGUUGGCAAGGGAGGAGGCCGAGGGCUACAAUACCAAGGCGUCACCUGUUGCCCCAUCCUGAACUAUGCUGAGCCUGCCCUGGCCAUUCUCACCUCGCUGGCAACCAAAAGCGGUUGCCACAUCGCAGAGACCUAAAUGCAUGGCUCUGAAUGAUGCCGCGCCACUGGCCUGCAUGAUAA
This is a messenger RNA of Durusdinium trenchii, 965 nucleotides long. The record is from the annotation of a GenBank genome assembly. Lineage: Eukaryota; Dinophyceae; Suessiales; Symbiodiniaceae.